AGAUACACGCUUUUCACAGUCAUACCAGCCGGUGGUGGAAAUGAGUGUGACUAAAUGUAGAAUAAAUUUGAAUAAUGACAACAAUUUGUUGUCUUUGACUUUUAUUUUUGUACCUUUAAACGGGGAAGCAUUUAGCCACUGCACAUUUCCUGUUCCCUAGCAACAAGCGCAGUGUGGAACUGAAAGAAGACAAUUGGAAGAAGAGAGUGCCUUUGUGAUUGAUUUCCGCAUCAAAAGAAGCUCUUUACUCAUGUCAUGACCAUGCUUUGGAGUAAAGAGAUGUGCUCCGAGUCGCUUUUGAAGGUUGGAUUCUCCGACUAUCCUCCAUGGCCUCUCAAGACAGCCUCUGGACAUCACUGUUCUCCAUUGUUUACUGACAAGAAAAGCAUCUAAUGUAUCAUCCUCCUGUACAUAUUUUACAUCUGGUGAGCUUGCUUCGACCUUCAUCUUGUGGCCUGUGCACGACUCCGCACGGAACGCAGUUUUCCCAUGCAGGCAGUGUUGGCUGUUGUGUGCUAACAUGGCCGCCCUUGUCCAGCACACGGACGGUCACUUGGAACGAGAGGAACGCAAAUUCAAAUGUGACAAAUGCGGACGUGGCUACAGACACGCUGGCAGCCUCGCCAACCACAAAAAGGCCCACGACGUGGGAUCCUUUGAGUGCCACGUGUGUGGUAAGGAGAACUCCAAUGCUUUGGCUUUGAAAAGUCACUUGCGGAGUCACACGGCGCGCAAAAAGUACUCUUGUUCGCAAUGCGGCAAGGCUUUCCGUCUGGCAACGCAGCUUGCGACGCACGAGCGAGUUCACCGUACCUCGCAACUAAAAAAGCAGGACGCCACUGAGUACCGACACCCAUGUGAAAUUGCAGAUAACAGUGAGAGCCCCUCGACCGUAGGGAUCCGAAUGGAAAACUGCGCCGUUGAAGGUAAAAUGGAGUUCUAUCAUCCGCAGUGCGACACAUCGGAAAAUGCUGCCGACCGGCCGUUUAAAUGCAGUCUCUGCGACAAGACGUACAUUCACCUGCGAAGCUUGAGCAACCACAAAAAGACUCACCAGUUGGGCAUGUUUGAGUGCACCGUGUGUUUCAAACUCUUCAACAACAUGGCAGCGCUCUACAGCCACCAGAGGACUCACAAGGCCAGAAACGGCGGAGGAAGCGUUAACUCACUAUCCGACAUCUACGCCAAUUCUGCACAGGAACAGUUUCCCCCUCGGAGUCUUGACGCGCCUGUCAACUUCUGCCAUUUGUGUCAAGUUAUGUUCCCGAGCCACGAGGAGUUCCAGGAGCACAUCCAGAUGCAUAACUCUUCUUCUGAUUCCUUUGGGCUUCGGGAUGACACGGCAGGCAGUCACAGUAUGACGUAUGACAUCGUUACCUCGCCUAAAUCUAGCGUUUAUACAGCUAACAUGAAUCAUAUUCCUUCUUUAGCGUCAGUCAAAAGUACUCUGGGUUUUAAUCCACCUCUAGGAACUAUAAACAGUAACGGACAUAUGUAUUCAAACUUCCCGAAUAAUCUAUCUUCCAACUACUCUCAGGGAGAACCCCCACUAAGAAACGCUAGCAUUGGCAAUAUCGCUACAACCGUGUCGGAACUCCGCGACCCUUCCGUCACGGAUCCCGAUGAACGUCCCUUCAGGUGUCAGAUAUGCGGCAAGAGCUACCGCCAUUCCGGAAGCCUCGUCAACCACAAACGCUCGCAUCAGGUUGGGACUUACCACUGCACCAUCUGCAGGAAGAAGUAUCCUCACCUGGCUGCGCUCAAGAGUCACCUCCGCAUCCAUAAAGGCCACAAAACCUCAUUCAACAGCAACGGGGACGGAGAGUGGCUCCCUUCCGAGCCCUUAAUUUCGGUGAACCAGCAGAACCGCCUUUCAUCACGAGAGGAGGAGGAUCGUACGCCCCUCACUCUUGGUGCGGAUGGCGAAAACACCAGGGUAUUCCACGAUCAUCAGGACACGAGCACGAGCCUACCUCACGCCGAACUUGCGAUGCAGAGGCACAUGUGUGCCGACUGUGGGGAUACUUUUGCCGAUAUUUCCAGCAUUGUUGCGCACUCUUGUCCACUACGGCAACAACAGCAGCACACAAAUGAGAGCCACAAUUUCAACGGGAACUUCACAGGCACUGUCGCGCAGUUUCACGGAUUUAACGACUCCAAUCACCAGAGUUACUUAGAGCGGAGCUUCCAAGAGAAUUUGAGCAGCGAACAGUUGAACGCCCACGGCGAAGAAGACGACGGCGAUCUUUUUCAGUGUUCCAUUUGCGGGAACAGCUACAGCAGCAUGCGGGCUCUCAGGAGCCAUCUGCGCGGACACGCCCAGUCCCAGUGCGCAGCAGUCAGCUCGGCAACAUCAGCCAUGUCCUCACAGGAGGAGGUCGGACAAGACCAACCAGGCGAGAUGAUGAUCUGCAGUACUUGCGGAGAAAGCUUCGCCAGCAAGCAGGACUUGGUCACGCAUCAGCUCGUGCACGUCAAACGCCAAGACGAAGACAGUGACGUGGUGUCAGAGGGAAAAGAGGAGCCGCGUAGCAUCAUUUGCGGUCGCUGCGGAACCUCCUGCGCUGGCUACCGUCAUCUGGAGAGCCACGACUGCAUAAUGGAAAAGGAGGAAGAAAAAAUGGUGACUGGUGAGACUGGUGAGGAAGCCAAAGUCAAGAAUUUGCGGCACGAAGUCCGAGGCAAUUUCGAGGAUCGUCGGUACCGAUGCGAUCAGUGCGGCCGUUCGUACAGACACUCAGGCUCGCUCCUCAAUCACAAGAAAUCCCACAAAACUGGAGUAUUCAAAUGCAGUGUGUGCCAGAAACGCUUUUACAACCUGCUGGCUCUUAAAAACCACCAGAGAUCCCACUUUGACAUUAAGAGGUACACUUGCCACGAGUGCGGCAAAGCCUUCAAAAUCCAGAAGCAGCUUUUAAUCCACCUCAGAAGGCACAAGAAGAACCGAGCCAAGAUUCAAGAGCUUAACAACCAGAUCCAAGCACUCGUGCAGAUGAACAACUCUGAAGGCAAGGACUCCAGAGAACCGCAACAAUUACCGACAUGUCAGGCCGCGGUCAAAUCUGAAUUCACCAGCGACAGGCGACCGUUCGCGUGCGAGCAGUGCGGGCGCACCUACCGUCACGCCGGAAGUCUGGUGAACCACAAAAAGUCUCACAAAACGGGUCAGUAUUACUGUUCAGUGUGCAGCAAAGCUUACUCCAACCAGCUAGCUUUGAAGAACCACUUGCGCACCCACUUUGCCAGUCGAAAACAUUCUUGCCAAAAGUGCGGAAAAUUCUUUCGAGGAAAACGGCAGCUAUCAGCUCAUGUCUGCGCCGACUCCCAAAAGUGCGGCAGGCAGAGCUCGAGGUCCCUGUCCUUAAAAUGCAAAGAGUGUAAACAGACAUUUCCCUCUGCCGACCAACUGGUUGACCAUGCCUGCACAGGUGAAGAGAAACGGUUGUUCUCCUGCAAUAUUUGCCACCGUAGCUACCGCCAUGCCGGCAGCCUCCUGAAUCACAAGAACACUCACAAGACGGGUCACUUUGCGUGCACUUUCUGCGCCAAGCCCUUCACCAACCCCAUGGCGCUGCGCAACCAUACACGAAUCCAUACGCAGAAGAAAAAGUACGCCUGCCCAACGUGCGGGAAGGCCUUCCGACUCGCUAGCGUCCUGCACAACCACCAGAAAAUCCACAGCCGCGCCGACGGACACUUCAGCUGUUCGGCGUGUGGGAAGAGCUUUCAAGGAAGGUCGGGACUCAAGAGGCACCGCUGCCGGAGAGGUCAAGGAGAAGACGGAAUGCAGCCAGGAGAGAGUCAGGACAAGUGUUUCACGUGCGACCUUUGCGGGCGAUCUUACCGCCACGCCGGUUCCCUCCUCAACCACAAGAAGACCCACUCUGAAAACCUCCACCACUGCAGCCUUUGUCUGCAGACCUUCCCGGAUCCCGUCACACUUCAGAUCCACUCGCAGAUGAGGCGCCACUGCUGCCCCGAAUGCGGCAAAACCUUCUGUCUUCUCGUGCACCUGCAGAGCCACAUGGAGUCUCACUCCAAGGAGCGCUCUAAGGACUCUUGCUCUGAUAUCAGCUGGACAGAACCUAUGUCCCAUCAUCCGCAGAGUACAACCGAGCAGACGGAGAAGAGCCACAUCUGCGAGCAUUGCGGUCGAACUUACCGCCAUGCCGGCUCCCUCCUAAACCACAAAAACAGCCACAAAACGGGCUCCUUCUCCUGCUCCGUGUGCCAUAAAGAGUUCUCCAACCUUAUGGCCCUCAAGAACCACCGGCGAAUUCACACCGAACCAAAGCGUUACCAGUGUCUAGAGUGUGGAAAGGCCUUCCGUGUGUCCACACAGCUUAUCUGUCACCGGAGAAUCCACAGCAAAGAGAAGCCCUUCUCCUGCGUUCUUUGUGACAAGAACUUUUCCAGCAAGUCCAAUCUCCGACACCACGAGAAGUUGCACCAGAACCACAACGCAUACGACAACUCCUCCUCGUUUAGCUUGGACGCUAACAACUUCAUGGGUUUAGACAUGGGCUCAUUCCUUUGAGGGUCUUUAACUUGCUUUUCCAGCCACUUCUGAAUGUUGUCCUCCGGUCCCACACGGCUCCUCACCACUCAAUUUUUGAAGGUACGUCAUGUGUCGGUUCCAGAACAUUUUGAGGCUCUUCCUCUCAUAGAAUCCCAAAAAUCGGUAUCCCAAACUUUUUUGUGAGUCGUGUUGGUUUGUGUGUGCUAAAGAACCGAUGGCACCACAAGCGUUAAAUACCUCAACUAGUUUGUUUGAAGCUCCCUCCAAGUGACGGACUUAAAUUUGGGAAGUAGCUGUUCGACUACUAAUUUAAGUGGCAUAUGCUUAAAGCUACCUUUUAUGAAUGUUGUCAUAAAAAUGUUUCGUCUUACCUUGAACUUGUUGGCUACCGUUGAAGGCAAUCGUAACAAUCCAAACUUUCUGUACAAAUUUUACUAUUGCUGAAUAUGUGUCUUUUUGUGUUGUGCCUCGUCCCCACAUUUCUUAUCAGAGGGGCAUUCAAAAAGUGAUGCACUGAAGUGCAUUGCUCGUACAGGAUUUUACCAAUCUUGUUUAUAUUUGGCACAAACAUGAUAGGACACACCUUUUUGCGAUUGUUAUAUGUGUGUUUCUUAUUUUCAGAUUUUUAAAGCUUAAACUGGCUUCCAAAAUGGCUGCCCCUCUUGAAGCUCGUCAGAAACAAAGAGCUGUAAUCAAAUUCCUUGUUGCAGAGAGAGCAACCCCUCUGAGGAUUCACAACCGGCUGGAAAAUGUCUACAAGGAUGAUACCAUAGACUAUAGUACUGUAAAAAGAUGGGUACAGCCAUUGAAAAACAGUACUGAAGACCAUGAAGAGGUGGGUAAAGCCAGCAUAGCCGAUAAGUCCUGUAGUGGUCGGCCAUCCACCUCUGUCAAUCCUGACAACAAAACUUAUGCUGAUGAGUUAGUUUAAGCUUUAAAAAUCUGAAAAUAAGAAAAACACAUAUAACAAUCGCAAAAAGGUGUGUCCUAUCAUGUUUGUGCUAAAUAGAAACAAGAUUGGUAAAAUCCUGUAUGGGCAAUGAACUUGAGUGCAUUACUUUUUGAAUGCCCCUCGUAUCAUGCAGGGUUUCCUCCUAAAACCUUGCAAAGCCUGACGGCAGAGAAGCCUUCUGGCAGCCCAACAGGUUUUUUUGGGAAAAAACAUAAUAAAAUGUUAAGUUGCCAAAUUUAUAAUUAUGACCAUUAUGUGCUAUUAUAAGUAGUGUUGCAAUGAUACCACUUUUUUCCUCCCGAUACUAGUAACGACACCCGGUUGUGUGAUAUCAGCCAAUGAGCAGAUACUGUGUCGAUAUCAAUUUUUUUGAAAAAAUAUUUUUAAUUCUUGAUGACAUGCAUACUCGAAUGUAAAAUAAUUGCUAUCAUGACUGCUUAUAAACAUUUGUGGAACAAGAACAAUGACUAAUAGGCUACGGUCAUACUACAGGUCUUAAUGCACAAAUCCGAUUUUUUCGUGUUUUUCCGACUCGAGUGAGGCAUUAGCUUGACAGUCUGAACGUGACAAGUCGCAUAGAACUGGACCAUUUCAAAUCCGAUCUGGGUCACUUUCGUAUGUGGUUCAAAUCCGAUCUGGGCCACAUUUUGUUCAGACUGUUGCGGCGGUCUGUACUGUCCAGUCUCCAAAAUCGGAAUUCAUGCAGCAAUUAGUCAUCAAAAAGCGAGAGAGACGCUACGCUAGCAGUGCAGCUGUGCGUUAUUAGCGCCUAGCUUGCCUUGAACACGGCUUUUUAAGAAGGGUCGGACUUGACAACAGUCAUUAAAAAAAAUAGUAAUGGGUUGAGGAUAAGCCUGAGAAUGAUCGGUUUUCUGUCUACUCCAUAUAAGCAAUAUUUCAACAUUGCUUACACGGCCGAGAGUUGCUUACAAACUGCCCGUAUGUGUGUGACAUGCACGGACAGUGCGUGCAUGCUAUCGAUCCAUAUAAACUUUGAAUAAUUAUUACUUAGGGAUUAUAUAGGGAUUAUUUAUGUCUGUUAUUUGUGUCCUCAUUUUGAAAAGCAAAAUAUGAUAUCCCUGGAAUGACUGAUGAAAACCAGUAUGUGCGGCCAUUUGUUUUGAUGCUUCUGCGCAUGCGGGUCUUCUUGCUCAGCGCAUGUCGGACUGCAAAUUAGAGCACAUGCGUAAUACUUGAAUGGUCACAAUGGACAAAGGCAGUCUGAAUGGGCACGCCAAAAAAACGGAUAUGACAAAAAAAAUCGGAUUUGUGCAUCAAGACCUGUAGUAUGAACAUAGCCAUAGAAACACUGAGUGUACAGUCAAUACCAUUAUACCACAUUUGUUAGCUUAGCUAAUGUGCUAAUCACUUUUUGUGCACAAUCAAUACCAUCAUACCACAACAGUAUGUUAUCUUGUCUUGUAUGUGAAUUACUUUUGUUAGACUUUACAAGUUUGUUAGCCUAAAGCUUGCAUCUUUAUGUAAAGUAUGCUAAACGUUAAAUCCUGGCUACUAUUACCGUUUAACGUGUAGAUUUAUCCACCAUUUAAAGUACAGGUUCUAACAUGGAAAAUAUGUCUGCUAAACAUCUCCGAGGCUCAAAACGCUACCAUUUUCCAUCUCAAAAAUAAAUAUUUGACUUUUAGCUAUAUAAUUUUUUCUACCUUCAAUGCGCUCUCCUUUAUUUUCUUCUUCGGUGGCAUUUGUAAUCGCCGGCCAUCUUGGGGUGGGCAACAAGUGCUGCUUAUUUUACAGCAGUGUUCAUAACUGGCGGCCAUCAUUGGGAGUGCAACCAGCUGUUGGAAACUAAAUGUCAAAGAACACAUAUCGCGCAUCAUCGGUGUAUUAUUUCUUAAUAUUCGCAGAUAAUGAUGCCUGUAUUUUAGCGACCCCUUCCGAUCCGAUAGUAGUAUCGGUGCAGCACUAAUUAUAUGCCAUUUAUUAACAAUACUUGUCUUGAAAUACAGUUUUAACGAGGGAUCUCCCGAUCGCAUAUUUUUGCACCUGAGUCCAAGUCACUUUAUUUUGAAAAUCUGCCAAUACAGAGUCCCGAUCCGAUCGGAAAAAAAAGUUGUUAAAAAAAAAAAGUUGUCAGUUGUCAAACAUGUUACUGUCGUACCAUUCCAACUUCAUGAUGUGAAUUCAUUUUAAACAGUAAUGCAGAAAAAUGCUUGUCUUUAUUAAAUACUUCAUUGAGUGACGCUUUGACGCUCACACUGCUGCGAAUAGCUUCUCACAUACACAAUGAGUUGCCACAGCACACUUAUGCAAGUUUAAUGAUGAUUGACACAUUUGUGCCUUUGAUCGUUGAGCUACCUAGCUUCUCUGGCAAGAUCAAAGCUACAAACCUGUCAAUAAUUGCUAACUUUAAGUUCUAAAUGCAAGCUGGACAGUUUGGCCGCACUGCUUAGCAUGUGGGAGGUUGAGAGGCUAUGGCGCUGUAUGAAGCAGGAAAACAUAUUUUUUUAAAUUAAAAAACUAAUCCUUUUCACCCAAUUCCGAUCCUCUGAGAAAUGGCUGACCGGCCUGAUUUUGGAUCACGUGAUCGGAUCUGGACAUUCCAAGUUUGAACAAGCAAACAAAACUACACUUCAAUGGCAAAGCGCAAAGGAAGGUUUGUUCAAAUAUCACAUGCUAUGAGAAAUCGCCAUUACGCUUUCAAACGUAUCACCAGACGCAGUUAAAAUGCACUUAAAAUACAGUGGGGCAAAGAAGUAUUUAGUCAACCACCAACUGUGCAAGUUCACCUACUUCUAGUCUCCUACUAGAUUAGAGAGGCCUGUAUUUGUCAACAUGGGUAAACCUCAACCACGAGAGACAAAAUGUGGACAAAACCCCCCAGAAAAUCACGUUGUUUGAGUUUUAAAUAAUUCCAAAUUAGAGUGGAAAAUAAGUAUUUGGUCACCUACAAACAAGCAAGAUUUCUGGCUGUCAAAGAGGUCUAACUUCUAACUAGGCUCCACUCGUUACCUGUAUUAAUGGCACCUGUUUUAACUCAUUAUCAGUAUAAAAGACACCUGUCCACAAUGACAGUCACACUCCAAACUCCACUAUGGCCAAGACCAAAGAGCUGUUGAAGUACACCAGAGACAAAAUUGUAGACCUGCACCAGGCUGGGAAGACUGAAUCUGCAAUAGGUAAAACGCUUGGUGUAAAGAAAUCAACGGUGGGAGCAAUUAUUAGAAAAUGGAAGACAUACAAGACCACUGAUAGUGUCCCUCGAUCUGGGGCUCCAUGCAAGAUCUCACCCCGUGGCAUCAAAAUUAUAACAAAAACGGUGAACAAAAAUUCCAGAACCACAUGAUGGGACCUAGUGAAUGACCGACAGAGAGCUGUGACCACAGUAACAAAGGCUACUAUCGGUAACCCAAUGCGCCGCCAGGGACUCAAAUCCUGCACUGCCAGACGUGUCCUCCUGCUGAAGCCAGUACACGUCCAGGCCCGUCUGCGGUUCGCUAGAGAGCAUUUGGAUGAUCCAGAAGAGGACUGGGAGAAUGUGGUAUGGUCAGAUGAAACCAAAAUAGAACUUUUUGGUAGAAACAGAGGUUCUCGUGUUUGGAGGAGAAAGAAUACUGAAUUGCAUUCGAAGAACACCAUGCCCACUGUGAAGCAUGGGGGUGGAAACAUCAUGGUUUGGGGCUGUUUUUCUGCAAAGGGACCAGGACGACUGAUCUGUGUAAAGGAAAGAAUGAAUGGGGCCAUGUAUUGAGAGAUUUUGAGUGAAAAUCUCCUUCCAUCAGCAAGGGCAUUGAAGAUGAGACGUGGCUGGGUCUUUCAGCAUGACAAUGAUCCCAAACACACAGCCAGGGCAACAAAGGAGUGGCUUCGUAAGAAGCAUUUCAAGGUCCUGGAGUGGCCUAGCCCGUCUCCAGUUCUGAACCCCAUAGAAAAUCUGUGGAGGGAGUUGAAAGUCCGUGUUGCCCAACGACAGCCCCAAAACAUCACUGCUCUAGAGGAGAUUUGCAUGGGGGAAUGGGCCAAAAUACCACAACAGUGUGUGAAAAGCUUGUGAAGAGUUACAGAAAACGUCUGGCCUCCGUUAUUGCCAACAAAUGGUAUAUAACAAAGUAUUGAGAUGAACUUUUGAUAUUGACCAAAUACUUAUUUUCCACCCAGAUUUGCAAAUAAAUUCUUUAAAAAUCAAACAAUGUGAUUUUCUGGGGGGGGGGUUUCACAUUCUGUCUCUCAUGGUUGAGGUUUACCCAUGUUGACAACUACAGGCCCCCCUAAUAUUUUCAAGUUGGAGAACUUGCACAAUUAGUGGUUGACUAAAUACUUAUUUGCCCCACUGUAUGUAUUCUUUUUUAUACUUCUAUAGCACAGAUUUAGCCUGGCGGCCCACCAGGCUUAUAAAGCACUUGGGGAAACCCUGUCAUGUUUUCUUUUGCCUUCUUUUAUCCUCACGAGCACUAAAUACCUCCAAGGCUCCGACCGUGAGCUUCAUGUUUGCCCGAAACUGACUAUUUAUGCCACUUUGACUAUUCUUUCCAUGUUUGUAUUCUGUAUCAACUGUGCUCUUGUUUAUCCUCCACGCCAAGCAGCAAAUGCACAUUCAAACUAAUAUUUAGUUGCAGCUCGCCAACGUUUAUGUUAACGUUUCCGUCUCCUGUGGCGCUUCCUUCGCCUCCUUCCUCACUGAACUUGUCUACUGUCCACUGGAUCUUUGAACUUUUCUUCAGUAGAAAAAAGUAUAAGAUAGACUACCACCUCAUAUAUUGGAUUUAAGUAUUUAUCGCCUAUUUAUACAACUAUUUUGUCACGGAAGUGUAGAUUUCUACUAGUGGCUUAGAUUUAGGAUGGAAGCCAAGUCAUGAUUAAAAAAAACCUUGCAAAUCAACACGUGUGUUGUUUCUGUUCGCUCACAUGACAACCAAACAGCGCAAGUACGGUUCAAGGUUUUAUUGUGAAAAUACAUUUUGAUACUCAAAGCAAUAAGACGACUGCAUUUGGUCAAAAGAAGCCAGUGCAUGUACACAAAAUUUAUAUACAUUUAGACAAAAUUAGGAAGAUGUUAGUAUCAUAAGAAUUUUUUUUUUUUAAUCUUCAUUUAUAAGUCCCUUUCUUAAAACAAUGUGCU
Corythoichthys intestinalis (scribbled pipefish) is the source of this 10548-nucleotide messenger RNA. It is a transcript of the gene znf646, whose product is annotated as zinc finger protein 646. Gene Ontology annotation, biological process: regulation of transcription by RNA polymerase II. Lineage: Eukaryota; Metazoa; Chordata; Actinopteri; Syngnathiformes; Syngnathidae. The record is from RefSeq and is a predicted model, not a curated record. The coding region runs from base 521 to 4537 and encodes 1338 amino acids. The transcript is spliced from 4 exons. Gene Ontology annotation, cellular component: nucleus. Gene Ontology annotation, molecular function: RNA polymerase II cis-regulatory region sequence-specific DNA binding; DNA-binding transcription activator activity, RNA polymerase II-specific.